Messenger RNA from Rhododendron vialii, 2547 nucleotides. RefSeq lists its product as uncharacterized. Gene Ontology annotation, biological process: nucleobase-containing compound metabolic process. Bases 376 to 2211 code for a protein of 611 amino acids. Gene Ontology annotation, molecular function: 3'-5' exonuclease activity; nucleic acid binding. The transcript is spliced from 11 exons. NCBI's taxonomy places the organism in Eukaryota, Viridiplantae, Streptophyta, Magnoliopsida, Ericales, Ericaceae. The record is from RefSeq and is a predicted model, not a curated record.
GAGGCAGAGGCAGAGGCAGAGGCAGAGGCGUGGACUUUCUGGUGGAGACAUCAGAAAGUCGAAAACACCCUUGCGUACAACCCCAAUCUACACCGUACACCUGGGCGUCCAGCGCAAGAUAGCACCCAGCGUACCGUAACUGUCCAUGAGAGAGAUUCUAGAGAGAGAAGAAGAAGAAAACAAAAUCGUUUAUGCAGAAGCAAAGACGGCCAGUAGUGAGAGAAAAAGACCAUUGGUUUGCCAUUUUCGGCAAAGAUCGAAGUGGGCCAAGUAAAUGUCGCCCUUUUCUUCUUUUGUUUAGGGUUUCAUAUCUACUUAUUCAUUUGUGUAUUCGUCCCCUCCGUAAUCCGGGUGUGGAAACUGCUGCAUUAGUGGAUGAGACUCAGCAGAAGCAGCAAGCGUUGCAGAGAAAGCGAGCUUCAUUCAAUAUUUCAAUCCAAUAACGUUUUUCUGCUUGGGAUCUUCACUGCACCUACCAUGGGCUUGGAUGAAACAGUUGCAGAACUAGGGAACGGGGACAGAACUCACCAAGCAAGGGCUAUAUGUUUACAUGCGUAUUAUGAUUUAUCCCGUGUUUCUCCAGUAGUCUUCUUAUACCUAUUGAAAGAAUGUUAUGCCUAUGGCACAUUGAAGGCAACAAAGAAGUUCCAGGCUCUUCAACAACAAGUCCAUCAAGUUCUAUACAACAGUCCCCAACCUGGACCAGCUGUUUUUGUCGCUCACUCUCUCUAUGUCCUGCCUAUUUUUGAAGCAGAUUCCGAAGGCUUUAGUCACUUAAUCAUAUCUGCUCUUCGUCGUUUUCUAAAAGUGGGAACCUCUUCGGAAGACUUACUUGAAGCGAAAUCUCUUGCAGCCCAGUUAUUUCUUUUGUCUGUUGGUGGAUAUAUAGCCCAUGAUGAGAAGGUUAUCGUGAAGAUGGUUAAAGCUUUUGAUAUCAGUUUGGAAAACAUUGGAAAUGGUAUGUUCAAUGAAGAUCAGAACAGCAAUAGUAGUUCGGAAACCGCAAGAACAUUUGUUGAGAAAUUCAUUUUCAAGUUGAUAGAGGCUGAGUCAUACAUGCCAGCAGUCACUCUAUUGGAACACUUCUCCAUCCACCAGUCUGGAGAAUCAUUUUUGCUUAAAAUGAUGCAAAACAAGGACUACAGAGCUGCAGAUAAGUGGGCUACGUUCAUGGGCAAGGCAAUGUUGUGUGUACUUGUUCAAGAGUACUCUGAGAAGAAGCUGCUAAAACAUGCUUACUACAUCAUAAAGAAUAACAAUCUCCAACAAGAAUUUCCAGAGAUAUAUCACAAGUGUAAAGAAAGCUCACUAAAGAAACUAGCAGAAAAAGGAUGCUGGGACAUUGCUGAGGCAAAGACAAAUGGCGAUAAACAACUGCUUGAGUAUUUGGUUUAUUUGGCAAUGGAAGCCGGCUACUUUGAGAAGGUUGACGAAUAUUGUGACCGGUAUUCCCUCAAUGGUUUCAUAAAUGUCAAAGAACCUGAGACAAGCCUUCUAGGCAGUCGCUAUUUGCAGCUAAAUGAGUUGGUUUUGGAAGACAUCAUUUGGGUUGAUGAAGUCAAUGGUUUGCGUGACGCGACAUGCCAUAUUGAGGAAUCCAAGGUUGUGGGAAUUGACUGUGAAUGGAAGCCUAACUUUGAAAAGGGAAGUAAGCCAAACAAGGUUUCUAUCAUGCAAAUUGCUUCUGAAAACGUGGUUUUCAUCUUUGACCUUAUAAAGUUAUUUGAAGAUGUACCCGAUAUUAUGGACAACUGUCUUGGUCGCAUUCUGCAGUCUCCUAGAGUCCUAAAGCUUGGCUAUAAUUUUCAAUGCGAUGUGAGGCAACUGGCUGGAUCUUAUGGAGGGCUCGAGUGCUUUAAGCAGUAUGAGAUGCUGCUAGAUGUCCAAAAUGUAUUUAGAGAACACCAGGGUGGUUUGUCUGGGCUUGCGAAGAAAAUACUGGGAGCUGGUUUGAACAAGACCAGACGGAACAGCAACUGGGAGCAACGGCCUUUAAGUCAGAAUCAGCUAGAAUAUGCUGCUAUGGAUGCUGCUGUACUCAUCCACAUUUUCCGUCAUGUCCGGAGUUAUUCACAGCCCGACACUGUCGCUGAGGGGCAUACGAAAAUUGAGUGGAAAUCCUACAUUGUAUCCCACAUGGAUAACUCAAUGAAGACCAAUAAGGUAAAGAAAAGUAAGAAGAAGUCUGAUGCCGGGAGUGAUGUGCAUUGACGAUUAGUUCAUUUCUUGGGUACGUAUUUCAUAUUCCAACUAGGCGAAGGGCGGUCUUUAAUUAUGCAUGCUACCGUGAAUAUUUGGCAUUUGUACGUACUUGGAGCAGUUGGAGGUAACAUUGUCGCAAACUGAGAGUAUUCCUUCAUUCAAAGCAAGGGAUUAUCAGUCUUUAAUUAUGCAUGCUACCGUGAAUAUUUGGCAUUUGUACGUACUUGGAGCAGUUGGAGGUAACAUUGUCGCAAACAGAGAGUAUUCCUUCAUUCAAAGCAAGGGAUUAUCUGCCUUAAUUAAACAUGCAUAUAUGAUCACGUUUAUGAGGCACCAGAUUCAGCA